Molecule: messenger RNA, 2905 nt
Organism: Linum trigynum
Lineage: Eukaryota; Viridiplantae; Streptophyta; Magnoliopsida; Malpighiales; Linaceae
Source: the annotation of a GenBank genome assembly
CUUUUUCCCUAAUCCCCCUCCCAUCCCAAGUCCCAACCCCUCCAUGGCUCUCUAGAAGAAGAAUCUUUGUUGCCCCUCCAUCUUCAAUCGCAACCCAUCCGCCAUCGAGAUCCAGCGAAUGAAGGUCAAGAAGGAGAAGGGGUCGUUGUAGCAGUGAAGAUCGAUCGUUGUUCGUCAUCGCCAUCUCGUCCUUCUUCAUUCUCGGAGGUCGAUGAGAACUGGAAAGAGUCGAAGUGAUCCCAGUCGCCGCCCCUUCUUCAUCCUCCAUAUCCAAGGCCUGGCAGUCGUAGCAGUAGGUCGAUUUGAUCAAUCCUCUUUCGCCGUAGGCAGUCACAGCAGGUCGAUCCUCGGUCGUCGUCGUCGUCCCCUGCCUUCUUCCUCGUUGUCGCCGCCUUCUAUCUAACCAUACAAAAUAUAAAAGAGUGUGUACAUCAACAUCUAAAAGAGUGUGUACAAUACUCUCUAUAACAAAAACGGUAACGAAACGAACAAGUGUUUGGCUUAGUGGUAAUGCCACUAACCUAGAACAUGGAGGUUUCAGGUUCGAAUCCUUUAAAUCAAUGCUGUCAAAGCCGAGUCGGAGUAUGACUCGGUAACGUGAACGGCUCGGUCAUUAGUGGUCCAGCCGGCAUUAGACCGUUUAAAAACCGUUUGAGAACCGGUACAUUAUAAACAAUAUAAUAUCAUAGUAGAACACACAUAAAGUAAUAAUUCAAUGAUUUAAUGAGUAAAAAUGAUAAUUACAGGUACCAUUUAAUAAUUCUACACAACAUAUAUAUACAUCAACUAAAAAAACCCUAACCUAAUCCUAAGCGACAACGCCGCUUCCCCACCCAUCACUCUCCUUCCUUCCGCUUCCCCAUCCCCCUCCCUCUCUCCUUCCUCCUCUCCCACCGCCGCACCUAUUUUCAUUUUUCAGCCACUAUAGCCUUCUGCAAUUCCUCAAAAAUCCAUCACCUCAUCCUUUCAUAACCCGUAAAUGCUCUUCCUCGUCCCAAUCCGCGAAAUGGCCCGGAUUCAAUCCAAGCCUCUGAUGAGACAGGGCAGCUUAGCGGGGAGCUGCUUGCGACGGUGGCGACGGGAUGAAAGCGCCGGGAGCAGGGAGCUGCUUGCGACGGUGGCGACGGGAUGGAAGCGCCGGGAGCGGGGAGCUGCUUGCUACAACAAGGACUGGCGAUGGCGAUGCGAUGGCGACUGGGGAUGGCGAUGCCAUCGGGAAGCGCCGAUGCCGGGACAAGAGGUGUUGACGGCCGAUUCCACGAUUGGCCUUUUCUAUUUUUUUUUAUGGUAAAUCAAACGAUCGAACCGUGCGACCGGCUCGAGCGGUUAACCGCUUCGGCCGCUCGUCGGCCGCUGUAUAAAACCGUGGCGGUUAAAUAGCUGAUCCGAGCCGGUUUUAUGGCCGGGUGGCGGCUUUGGCGGUCCGGCCGGCCAGCUCGGUUCGGCUUUGACAGCACUGCUUUAAAUAGUACCUUAAUAACAAAAAAAAUAAACCUAUAUCACCCUUAUAAAAAAAACAAAAACUGUAAAGAAAACCAACAUACACUCUACCAACCCAAGUCCAAAUCAUCAAAUGGGCCAAGUCGCUGGCGAGCAACUCGGCGUUCGGAUUGAAAAAAACUUGUUCGACACUUGACUCAUUAUUUAACAAGCCGACUCACGAGCCAACUCGAUAGUAAACGAACCAAGUUUGAGCUAGACCAUGCUCAGCUUAAUAAACUUGUGAGCUAGAUUGACUCGGUGGCUUGUUGAGCUAAGCUCGCGAGCUGGCUUGUUCAGAAAUUGUGGACUGAUUAAUAACUCUUUUGAACAUGAAUGUGUAUGGAUAUAAGUUGUUGUUUUUAGUUUCUAGUAAUAUUUUUAUAGUUUAAAUUCUUAUGUUUACAUUUUUCAGCAAAAAUGAUUCAAAUCGAGCUCAUCUUGAGUCGAGCUUGUACUCAACUUGACAAACUGUGUUAAUGAGAAUUUACCGAGCUCUACCGAGUCGAGCUCGAGUUGGGUUAUUUUUAUUCAAGUCAAGCUCGAGCUCAAUUUGGAUUAUCAAAAUUCGAGUUUGAGUUGAACUCGAACUAAAAAAUUUAUAAACAAGUCGAGUUCAAACUAAGAAAAAACUCGACUCGGCUCGUUUGCAGCUUAGGAUUUGUUCCUCUAAAAUCAAAUGACUAUUUUAUGAGCAUCCUAUAACGCUUCCUUUUUCCUUUUUGUGGCACGACAACCUUGACCAACCCGCCAGAUACCCACCCGAAACCCGCCCAGAUGAUGAGCCUUUUACCAACCAUCGUGGGUAAAGGGCGGACCGGGCACAUGAAAUCCAUGAGUAACGGGCAACCGGUAGCGAUGGUUCUCGUGGUAUCCACCCAUCCCCCAAAACGACGUCGUUUUGGACGCUCACUAUAUGAACUAAAUGAAGGUUAAAAAAACUCUAAUCCUCAUUUCCUCUCGUUUGUGGCGGCCGACUGCUCCCAUUCCCUCUCCAAUCUUCCACAUCUUCCCCUCCUCCCUCUUCUCAUCGCCAUUCUUCAGUCACUCCUCUCCUCUUCUGUCCUCCUCUUCUUCCCCUCCUCCCACCGCUCUAGCAACCCCGAAAUUGCGCUCACAUCUCCAUUUGCAUUGGAUACUGAUUCCCCAUAUAUCGAUGAAGCCAAAGUUUCGGCAUUUGUUUCUCUUAAGUCUUAGCUUCUGCUUCUGCUUCUUGUUUGAUAACACCAUUGUUCGAUUUGGGGGGCAAAAAUCCUAGACUCAAUUGAAGGAUUUUCCCUUUUCUUGUGUUCAUAAUCCGUGAGGAUCUGUGGGUUACCCAAAUCCGUUUGCUAACAGUGACGACAAAACAUAAUCCCCCUUUUAACCUUGGGAGACUGAGAGAUCCGUCGGCCUUAACGGACGGAAAUAAAGAGGUAGAUACUCA